Paramacrobiotus metropolitanus is the source of this 967-nucleotide messenger RNA. RefSeq lists its product as uncharacterized. Gene Ontology annotation, molecular function: chitin binding. NCBI's taxonomy places the organism in Eukaryota, Metazoa, Tardigrada, Eutardigrada, Parachela, Macrobiotidae. The record is from RefSeq and is a predicted model, not a curated record. Bases 129 to 725 code for a protein of 198 amino acids. The transcript is spliced from 4 exons. Gene Ontology annotation, cellular component: extracellular region.
UGUCAGUCGAAUAUAAAGCGAACAAAUUUCUUCCAGUUCAGCAGCAGUCUACGUUCACAUUUCACUUCUACGCUCAUAAAAGGCAGCGGGCUCUAUAACAGUUUAACUUACAAAAAGGCGUCGGCACCAUGAAAUCGGUUUUUGUAAUCCUUACUGUUGUCGCCACCGCUUCGGCCGCCACUAUCAAGGCGAGUGCGGUAAAGGCCCAGAAUCCGCUUGCCUUCGGAGCUUUGGACAAGCUGCGUGGAAGGAAUGCCCUUAGUGUGCCCGAUCAGUACAACCUGAUCGCCACCGCCCGCGCCGGUCAAGACUAUCCCAACAAUGUCGCCAUUCCGCAGACGACCUUCGACUGCGGUAGCACCCACCAGCCUGGAUUCUACGCUGAUCCCUCUCCGGCCUCCCGCUGCCAAGUCUUUCACCGCUGCGACAUCAACGGCAACCAGACUUCGUAUUUGUGCCCUAACAUGAGUGUGUUCAACCAGAUCACCCUGGUCUGCAACUGGUGGUUCGACGUGGACUGCAGCAAGGCCGCCUCUUUCUAUGACUACUCCAACAGCCGUCUCUACCAGGGCUCAAAUGUGCCGCUUUUGGAUGACUAUGUCCGAUCCGUGACUGGUGCUGUUGCUGCCGCUCCGGCUCCGGAGGAAGCCGCACCUGCCGAGGCCCCUGCUGCUGAAGCAGCACCGGAAGCUGCUCCCGCCGAAGGCGAGGCUGCUGCUCAGUAAACGCUGUGGAGUAAACAAUGCAGCGCUGUACUUGUCUCACAUCUGGUCUCCGUGACUGCACAGAUUUUGUAAAAUAUUGUGUAAUUGCCUGCUACUAGUCAGUUUGGCCAUUAAUCAUGCCUCAUGAUGAUGACCAAUGUCCACCGGGCCACACUGUUGUGUACCCAGUGUAUGCAACAGUUCUAAAAGAUUCGGAGAGGUGUGAUCCACAUCCACAGAAAUGAAAAGUAAAGGAUAAAGAA